GCAACAGGAAAUCAGUGCAAAUGCAGGGACAUUAUAUUUUAUUAUUAUUGAUUUGAUUUAUAUCUUGCCCUUUCUCCCAGUAGGAGCCCAGGGUGGCAAAUAACACCAUAAUAACUCAAUGGCUCACUGUAGGUAGGUGAUACAGGUGUCUCACUGCAUCACCUGUGGUCUGUCUACUCAUAGCCCCUGGUGCUGAUGAGCCUCUCAAGACCUCAGUGUGAAGGACUGAAGGUUCAGUAGUAGCCUCUUUGGCUCCAGCAUGACUCUCCUGACCUGGCCCUAUCAAUGAUUCCAGCAGCUGCUGCGCUCGAGAAUGCGAUUGGACAGGGGGAGGGAAGGAAAGAGAAACUGCGACAAGCGCCAGCCAAUCCCCGACGACGUCCGACCCCUGCCGUUGACCUGAGGGAAACCCCGAGUGGUAUUUGUUUUCUGCCGUCGUCGUCUUCUACCCGCCUUCUAAGGGAAUUUGGCCACAGAGCUUCCGGGUUCCCUUCGAGGAGCCAUUUUGAAAUGCCCCUCGCCAGGGCGGAAGUAAAAGCUGCCCAUAGAAAUCAAUGGAGAAAUCCAGUAUGGUACUGAAAAGAGGCAACAGCGUUUCCCCCCAUUCCAGAUAAGCCAACCAACAAUGCACAAUUUAGGUUACCUGGCUGGAGAACUGCACUGCAAAAUUGGGAAAGUACUAAUUUUGAAAGAUGCCUGUGUUGUGGGUUGCAUAUUGUUUUGGAAAGCGUGGAAGCAGUAGGCUCACCUUUAAAUGUGAACUGAAUUUCUCCACUCAUCCCUAGUCCCUUAUAAGCUCCACUGGGCCUUCAUAUCUGCUACUGAGGCCAUGUUCCAGGUUCCAUCCUUGAGGCUCCUACAUAUAUCCCAAUGCAAUGUGCAACAGAAGAGGAGUUUAAAAGCAACAUAAGAGAGACCCAUUCAUCCAGGUGGGGCAGCUUGAUGGAACAAAAAUGUCUUCAAAGGGAUUGAUAGUGGCUCCCCUGCUCUGUGAGGCAGAAUGAAAAACAGUCUAUUUUGAGAUGUAAAGAUAAGGAAGAGAGAGAGAGACCAGAGGAACAGAGGAAGCUGCUUUAUACAUAGUCAGACAAAAGGUCCAUCUUCCUCAGUACUGUCUACACUGAGUGGCAGCAGCUGUCCAGGGUCUCAGACAGAGGACAGUCCCUGCCCUCACUGGAGAUGCCAUUGCGGACUGAACUUGGGACCUCCUGCCUGCAAAACAGGUGCUCUGCUACUUUGCCACAGCCCACACCCUAGAAACAAAUCAAGAUUCCAGUCCUCAAGGUUCUGAGAAAAGGGCUGAUUCAGACAGGAACGUGGGAGGCUGCCUUAUACCGAGUCAGACCGUUGGUCCAUCUAGCUUGGUACUGUCCGCACUGACAGGCAGUGGCUCUUCAGGCAGAGGGCAUCUUUCACAAGGUGCAGGACUUCCCCAAGGCUAAGGAUUUUAAGUCUGUGAUGCAACAUAGGAAACGGCCUUAUCCCAGAUCAGGCCCUUGUUCCAUCUAGCGCAGCAUUGUCUACACUGACCAGCAGCAGCUCUCCGGGAUUUCAAGCAGGGGAACAUUCCCAGCCCUACCUGGAGAUGCCGAGGAAGGACUGAACCUGGGACCCUCUGCGUGCAAAAUAGAUGCUUUGCCACUGAGCUGCGGGCUGGCCCAUCUCCACUACGUUGACAGAAUGUGCAUAAACAGCUGCAGCAUGCAUAUGAUCGUUUAAUAAAAUAAAUUAAAAAAGGAGAUGACCUUGCUGGAUUUGUGGGUGAUGGGAAUGGCUUGUCCAGUUUUAUACAUUAUUUUGCGGUAAUUGAGGAAGCCAGCUGGAAUACCUACCCUCAAACUCCAAGACACAGUUGGGAAACUGAGGCCAAAAUGCUACAUUUUGCCUGAGCCCUCACCAGAUGGAGCUUGUGACCGGCCUGAAGUCUGAAUCCCUGACAACAGCAGAUGAGGGGGGACACCUCUCACCAGACCUCCAGAUGGUCGCAUCGCUGCUGCUCACAGAGAGCUGUGGGGCUCAUCCCCCACCGAAAGCACCGACACUCACCCACAAACCCUAACCUGCAUCUGAUCUGCAGCUUCAAGGAAAAGCUCUAGUGUGGCGGCGCAAGCUUCUUGUGAAAGAACACCUCUGUGUGGGCGAUUCAAGGUGGUGAUGAUGGGAGCCAUUGAGAAAGAAAUUGCCACGCAAUCUAAGCACUUCAUCAUAACACAAGGGAAAACCGAGAACAGAUCUACUUGGCAGAAGAUCUACUUCAGAGAUUGGUAGAUGAACAGGACAUGGAGAUGCUUGUCUUUUUUGCUGAGAUCAUGCUCCUUUCUCUGCAUAGAGCCCUGUGCUUCCCUGUUACAGCUGCUAGAUGGCAAGGGAAUGCUGAAAUCCCACAAAAGCUGGCACAGAUCUCAGCAUCUCCUGGAGCCACUGUGUCCAUCAGCUGCAACAUUCCAACUGGAUCUUUUCCGGGGAAAGUGAUCUGGUACAAAGAGGAACAUGACGGCAGACUGUGCACCAUCAAAGUGGAGUAUCUGUUAGGAAUAAAGGAUGGAUGUCAAGUGAAUCUGACCAAACAGAACUUGCAGAAAAAUGACUCUGGAAUCUAUUACUGUGCUGCACUUUCCAUUAAUGAUUUCAAAAUAAUGAGCAGCACGAGGCUGAUUGUCUUAGGAGCUUCCCAGCCAAGACUUUCCAUCUUUGUGCCUUCCACCUUGGAAGCUGCAGACCGCAACCUCAGUAUCCCCCUCCUUUGUGUCUUCUUUGACACAAACCCUGAUCGGAAUACGACUCUCUCCUGGUCUAGUGGUGGCAACACAUCUCAGGACCAGCAGCAUGGUGACCUGAUAGAUUGGGAAGGAACCUUCAGCAUUUGGAGUUUGAAGUUGAUUCCUCCUGAGAGAUGGACUCAUGGGAUGCCUUAUUCCUGCUCAGACCAGGAGAACAGAAACUUCACUGCUGUGGUGCCUAAAAAUGUAGUGCCCGUGAACACAGGAAACUGCCGGUACAUAUUAUACGUUGGGUUGCCUUGUGUGCUUCUCCUCCUGCUCAUCCCACCCUCGGUCUUGCUGCUCUUCAGAAAGCGUCUCGCUGGAGCCGGGAAUGCAGGUGGGCCGGCAGAUCAAAUACCCAUGAGGGUGAUCCAACAGACCGAUUACGCGGAAGUCCGUUGCAACAAAUGAAAUCCUGUUCAAACCCAUUGAUGCAGUCUAGUGAUAAAAGUAUAUUUAAAUGGAUUUAUAUGGCUUAGUGGUCAAAGUAUGGAUUGUUUAUUCAGAAGAAGAAAUGACACAGAGCAAAAAAGCAAAUCCUGGAAGCUGAACAUCUCUUUUGACUUGCUGACGUAUUAAACCUGACAUUUUCUGUAUUAAUGUGAUCCAUGUCUUCAUUCACAAGCAUAUCAUAAUGGACAAGCUAUAUCUGCCAUGCUCUGUGGCUGGUUGUUGUUUCUUUGU
Rhineura floridana is the source of this 3446-nucleotide messenger RNA. RefSeq lists its product as uncharacterized. The record is from RefSeq and is a predicted model, not a curated record. The transcript is spliced from 15 exons. NCBI's taxonomy places the organism in Eukaryota, Metazoa, Chordata, Lepidosauria, Squamata, Rhineuridae. Bases 2280 to 3173 code for a protein of 297 amino acids.